Messenger RNA from Ostertagia ostertagi, 753 nucleotides. NCBI's taxonomy places the organism in Eukaryota, Metazoa, Nematoda, Chromadorea, Rhabditida, Trichostrongylidae. The record is from the annotation of a GenBank genome assembly.
AUGGUCGCUGCAGCCAUCACCACCGGUGCCUUCACCACCCGCGAUCUAUUCACUCUCCUGGCACUUCUCUGUUAUUCUGGUGAGAUCGUGGCAUCAUAUACCUUCGUGAUCGAGAACUACAGCGUCGUGAAAGGAAAUGUGCUAGGGCAUUACAAAGUGUUCAGUUUAGGAGAAUGCUCUUUACGUUGCUUAGAGCGAGUAGACUGUGCCGGAUUCAACUACUUCAUCACCAGCGACGAAAAAGCUCACUGCCUACUUGUUGGUAGCAGCAAAGCCGCGUCAGACGCUAAGCUUCCAAUUCCAGAAGCUGUCCUCUACGGAGCUAAGAAGAUCUUACUAAAAGACUACGGUCGCAAAUCUCGCAAAGAUUACAUGCUUUGGUGUGACAAUGAGGUCCAUGUUGUGGGAUUUACUGAGGAGCAGAGGAGGGAGAGAAUGGUGUCGUGGAGCAGCCACGAAUUGCUCAAGAAGGACGUUUGCCUUCUUGAGAAACUUUCCAAUCUAGAGACUCGGAACAAAGGGAUUGUUUUUGAGACUACAACUGGAAAUACCACUGAGCAGUGCCUAAACAUGUGCCUAGACAGCGCCGACUGUCGAGCAGCGCAAUUCAAUCGCCGCACGACAGCAUGUGAUCUGCUCAUGGCCUCACCAAAUACCGUAUACAACAUCAGAAAUCAUUUCAGCUACAGUGAAGAUGUGGAUAUUUACGAGAACAAUUGCGUCGAAGGUAAGCAGAUCAAAUUUUCAAGCAGA